AUGCUUAGAAGAUUCUUCUCCACAUCUCGAAGCUUGAAAAAUAGUUUGGUUUUCGUUGAAGGUGCUAAUGGCCAAGUGAGCCCUUCAACCUUGUCGACCAUCACCGCGGCCACGCAGAUCGGCGAGCCCGUUACCGCAGUGGUGGUUGACCAGAACCUCGCCGAAAGUGCUUCCAAAUUAUCGGGAGUCAGCAAAGUGUUGAAAGCACAAGGUCCUCAAUAUGCCCACUACUUAUCAGAGGAGAUUAGUCCCUUACUACAGGAGUUGAUUAAAAAACACAAUUUCACCCAUUUCUUUGUUUCCGGAUCGGCAGUUGGUAAGUCGAUAUUGCCAAGGUUGGGAGCAUUGCUCGACGUCCAGCCAUUGAGUGAUAUUACCAAAGUGAUUGACAAGCAGACAUUCACCCGUCCAAUCUAUGCCGGUAAUGCGAUUGCCACAGUCAAGUCGAAGGAUAGUAUUAUACUUGCUACAGUGAGAGCUUCUGCGUUUGCGCCGGCAUCGGAGCAAGACGCCGUUAGCAUUGAAGAUGUGACAGAAACCCCAGAGACUGGAAACAGAACCGAGUUUGUUUCCGAGGAGUUGGUUUCAUCGGAGAGACCUGAGUUGGGCUCAGCAUCUACUGUCAUUGCUGGUGGUCGUGGAUUAAAGAAUAAGGAAACGUUUGAUGCCUUGGUGGAGCCUUUGGCCACCAAGUUGAAUGCAGCCAUUGGAGCAUCUAGGGCCGCAGUCGAUUCUGGAUACUGUGACAACUCAUUGCAAGUGGGACAAACAGGUAAGAUUGUUGCACCAGAUUUGUACAUUGCUGUUGGUAUCUCGGGUGCCAUCCAACAUUUGGCUGGUAUGAAGGACAGUAAAGUGAUUGUGGCAAUCAACAAGGACCCCGAAGCACCAAUCUUUAACAUUGCCGAUGUCGGAUUAGUUGGUGACUUGAACGAGGUGGUUCCAGAAUUGACAGAGAAGAUCUAA
Lodderomyces elongisporus is the source of this 966-nucleotide messenger RNA. RefSeq lists its product as uncharacterized. Gene Ontology annotation, biological process: fatty acid beta-oxidation using acyl-CoA dehydrogenase. Bases 1 to 966 code for a protein of 321 amino acids. The record is from RefSeq and is a predicted model, not a curated record. Gene Ontology annotation, cellular component: mitochondrion. Lineage: Eukaryota; Fungi; Ascomycota; Pichiomycetes; Serinales; Debaryomycetaceae. The transcript has a single exon. Gene Ontology annotation, molecular function: flavin adenine dinucleotide binding; electron transfer activity.